Messenger RNA from Colletes gigas, 2938 nucleotides. It is a transcript of the gene IntS4, whose product is annotated as integrator complex subunit 4. Gene Ontology annotation, biological process: snRNA processing. Lineage: Eukaryota; Metazoa; Arthropoda; Insecta; Hymenoptera; Colletidae. The coding region runs from base 16 to 2799 and encodes 927 amino acids. The record is from RefSeq and is a predicted model, not a curated record. The transcript is spliced from 8 exons. Gene Ontology annotation, cellular component: integrator complex.
AUACUUUAAUCAGGAAUGGUGUUGGUAGUUACAGAGUAUCUCAUUAAUAUGGCAGCUUUAAUGAAGAAAAGGGUUUUAGCAGAGUUUACACAAAGCCAGGUUGUAAAUGAACCUCCGUUGAAGAGGCUAAGAACAUUACGCCUUACAUCUACAACAGGCAGUAAAAAUGGAACAGAAGGCAGUUCAGCUUUAGCUUACAUAGAGUGUCUUGAAAAAUGCAAAUGCGGCAACGAUGCUUUGCAGCUGCUAGUUCGUAUAUCCGAUACCAUAGCAUACAUCUCUCCAGAGGAUGUUCCUUCGGUCGUAAAAAAGUUGUCAGAAAGAUUCACCAUAGAAACAGAAGCUGCAGUUCGUGCUAAACUACUUUGGAUAUUUGCUGAAUUGGGAGAGGUAACGAAUGACGCGGCCGAAAAGACACGAAUAGUUAAUGAAACUGCUGAACUUUUAAGGAACGAAGAAUCGCAUAGAGUAAAAAGCCAAGGUUUAGCAACGUUAUUGAAGUUAGGGGAAUAUCAUAGGACUCUCGUGUUGAAGAUUGCUCGCGAACAUUUGCCAGAUACCUGGCAUGGUGUACAAACACGUUGUCUUUCUAUUAUUGGCAGAUAUUUAACUGCAAACACUGCCGACGAUACAUUAGUAUUUGUCGGCAAUUAUGCGCGUUCUCAGGAUCCGAGAGUUCGUGCUCAAGCGUUUGAAACAAUGGCUGAACUUCAUUCUCACAGAGGAUGCAGGCUGCCCGCAAGUUUUUUCGGAGAAGCUUGUGCCGCGCUUCGAGACGAUUACGAGAUUGUACGCAGAGCAGUUCUGAAAUUAAUAUGGCUUUUGGGUAGGGAAUACCCAGAAAAUAUUAUUAUGGGAGCAGACGGAGAAGAUAUACGCAUGGUAGACUGUGCGUUUUCUCAAAUUUGCAGUCUCAUGGGUGAUCUAUCGCCAAGGGUCAGAGCGUCGGCAAUGUCUCUUCUAGGAACGAUGAAAGGUGUUUCUCAGCGAUACAUAGAACAGGCAUUGGAUAAAAAACAAAAGAUUGUAGAAGCAGAUAGACCGGAAGUGGAAGAGAAAAGUGGUUCUUGCGGCGCAUUUAUUCACGGUUUAGAAGAUGAAUUCCUCGAGGUACGAACAGCAGCAGUGGAAGCACUUUGCACCUUAUCCAUGGAACAACCAAAUAUAGCUAGAAUUGCUUUAGAUUUUAUGGUGGAUAUGUUUAACGAUGAGAUUCAAGACGUGCGUUUGAGAGCCAUCGAGUCGUUAAGGAAAAUGUCUGCGAGCGUCACGCUUCGCGAAGACCAAUUGGAAACGAUUCUAGGCGCGUUGGAGGACUUUUCCGGCGAAGUGCGGGAAGGUCUGCACGCUACGUUGGCUGCCAGUCGACUUGCUACGAGAAAUUGCCUUCACAUGUGCGUGAAUCGUCUUCUCGAUAACUUGAGUCGAUAUCCGCAAGACAGAGAGAGUAUCAGAAAUUGUUUAGCAGCACUAGGAGCCUCGCAUCCGUACUUGACAUUGCCUUUGGUGCCUCAACUUCUUGGACGACAUCCAUUUUUCGACACACCGGAGCCGGACGUCGAUGAACCGUCAUAUGCAAGCGUGCUUGUUCUGGUGUUCAAUGCUGCAUUGCAUUGUCCGAGCAUGCAUGCCCUGUUUACGGAACAUGCGUCUAAGCAUUAUCAUUAUUUACGCGACACGAUGCCGCAUUUGGUCCCCCGACUUCGACCGACUAUAACUAGCAGUCCAGAUUUUGGAAGGGAAAACAAAAUCGACGAAGAAGCCGAGCGCGGUAAAGAAUUUCUAGAAAAGGUGGUAACGGGCGUUGAAAACUCAAGACCCGGUGGCAGAGUUCACACUCAGCUGUUGGAAGCCUCGGCCGUGGAUCUCGAUCGUUUGGCAGAGAUGGAUCACCGUAUGGAGGGGGCAGCACGUUUCACUGCUCUUUACAUUCGAUGUUUGUUACUUCUAAGAUCCGUGCUGAAGGAAUUCUCGAUAUCGUCAACGAACGCGGUAUCGACCAGUCCAUUGGCGAGCACGACCAACAACGUUUCGGUUCUUCUUCAAAAUACUCAGAAAUUACAACGAUUGUUCAGCGGAUUGGGUGAAAAUGAAACGAUACUGGCCAAUGACGUAUGGUUGAAAGCACUGGCGGUAGAAUUGAUUCGAGUGACGAGAAGCGCAACAGGAAGAAGCGCCCUUCCGCUCGCUCGUCACUUCCUGUCCGAAGCGGACACUCUGCCCCAAGAUACGGCCAAGUUGCCAUCGUUUUCCAGAGCCCUCGUUCUUCAGAUACCGACUUUGGUCGAUGUAAAGCCCGGAUCUUUGACGCGUUUGCUAUUACCAUUGCUUUUAACGCCAGCAACGCAAGGGGAAGAACGACUGCCAAGGCCAUCGGUGUCCACUCGAUUCUGUAGAGCUGUUAUCGAAGAGCCAAGAGGCGACGCGGAUGCUGCGUUGAAGUUUACCGGAGGUCUUCUACUAGGGAUACCAUUAACCUCGAAAAUAUCAAAUUUACGAGAUCCAAAUAUAUUACGUAUCAAACUGAGGCAUCCUGAUCAACAAGUACAAUUACUGUUACCGCGAAAAUCAGACCUACGGCUGCAGAAUGUGGAGCAAAGUGAUUACAGACUGAGAACCACUGUUCUGCUAUCGCAUCAAGUUUGGAUGGAAGCUUGCAACGUAGAAAUAUCUCUCGCACUCCUUGUACCGUCUUCGUCCGUAUGUACACACUCCCCCCUCGACGAUCCGUGCGUUAUCGAUCUUUGUAAACCGACCAAAGUAUCGAUUGCUCCAAAACCCAUAAAGAGAGGUAUCUGAAUAUAUUUUUACACAACGACAUGUUUUAUAAAAUGGUUCUCUUGUAAAUAAUUCGAAAUACACUAGAUCACAUUGAUUUUUGUAUAGUACAGUUCUCAACGAUGUCUUAAAAUUAAGCAAUAAUGUUCACUCUCUUUGA